AUAGAUGUAGAUAAUUUUUCGCGGAUUACGAAUCUAAAAUAUUUUUGACAAUUUGUCUCCAAAUAACUGAGAACUGCGGGAAAAAUGUUCAAAAAAAUCCCCAAAAUUUCCAAACUAUUUGAAACCGUUCCGAAUGGCUUUGAGAUCUGUCACUUGUCAAUUUAAAAUAACAAACUUGAUAAUUGUCACAUAACCCUACUUUUGCAUAAAAUGUUACGACACACUUUAAAUUUAAUAAACACCAGUAAAACUCACCUUAAUAAGCGACUUGUGCAUGCAAACAAGAGGUUAUGUUCACCCGGUGCCUAUGACGCAGAGGGAAAAACGACUGUGAAUAUUUUAAACAAUGAAACCGAACUGGGAUUAAUGAUCAACGGAUUCAGUCAAGUGGGGUUUCGGUUAAACAAUGACUUGACAGUGUUAGGUUCAAUGGUGAUAUUCCCAAGGUCAGUCUUAUCGUGGUCAGUUACCAACUGUGAUGAAAUCACAGAAGAAUCCCUUAGUUUGUUGACAAUUUUAGAACCCAAAUUAGAUAUACUGGUAGUAGGAACUGGUGACCCACAACAAGACUUGAGUUUUUAUAGAAAAAUUAUUCCUUUUUCUCGUAAAUAUAGAAUCGCGUUUGAAGUACUCCCAACUGAGCAGGCUUGCGCCACUUUUAAUUUUCUCAGUUCGGAAGGAAGGAAUAUCGCGGGGGCGCUAAUUCCACCACAGACUCUCACAGUAGACCAAGAUGACGAACUCCAGACUAAAUUAAGGUAUCAAAAUUUAUAUGAAAGAGAAUAAAUUGUGGUAGUAA
Messenger RNA from Zophobas morio, 799 nucleotides. RefSeq names its product NADH dehydrogenase [ubiquinone] 1 alpha subcomplex assembly factor 3. Gene Ontology annotation, biological process: mitochondrial respiratory chain complex I assembly. NCBI's taxonomy places the organism in Eukaryota, Metazoa, Arthropoda, Insecta, Coleoptera, Tenebrionidae. Gene Ontology annotation, cellular component: mitochondrial inner membrane. The record is from RefSeq and is a predicted model, not a curated record. The transcript is spliced from 4 exons. Bases 211 to 786 code for a protein of 191 amino acids.